UUUCAGUUUUCAACUCCGAGCGAGGAUUUCCAGAGCAUAAACUCGUUAGUGAUGGCGCCGGCUCCCAGGAGCUGGAUAGCCAGCGAUUUUCGCAGGAGCGUCUCGGUGGCUCUCUUUUUGAAUAACGCUUUCCCUAGUUGCAGAGUCACCCGGCGUGCUUCUCUGAGGUGUGUCCAGGUAAUGGGACCUGUCCCCGUGUGGAUUUGGGCCGGCAAGGUGACAUCUAACGGAGCUGCAGUCUGCCCCCUCUGCAGUGGAUCCGCGCACCCCUGAGGCUUCUCCCACCGUGGGGCCGGCUCCGGUUGGGCUUCCUGCAGGUGUCAGUGUCUUGCGCUCGCCUCUGGCAUUCUGGAAGCAGCCUGAUCUGCAGCCAGGUCCCCGGGGCAGGCCCUGCCAGGGAGCGCUGGGGCUGGUAGCACUGCUGCAUCACUUGGGAUGCAACUGAGGAUUUGGAUAAGUUCCUACGUUUGUGCGCCCCGGCGUCCCGAAGCUCAGCCUCUGGUCCCCACUGUAGGUUUCGAUUAGCAGAGGGCUCUCCCCACUGUGAGUCUUCUGUUGGGAGCUGUGACGCUCUCUGCCUGCGUCUCCCUGCCCGGUGGGUCUCAGCCAUGGCAACAGAGGAGAAGAAGCCAGAGACAGAGGCUGCCCGAGCACAGCCCACCCCUUCGUCAUCGGCCACGCAGAGCAAGCCCGCCCCGGUCAAACCAAACUAUGCUCUCAAGUUUACCCUGGCCGGCCACACGAAAGCUGUGUCCUCCGUGAAGUUCAGCCCGAAUGGGGAGUGGCUGGCGAGUUCGUCUGCAGACAAACUCAUUAAAAUUUGGGGUGCCUAUGAUGGAAAAUUUGAGAAAACCAUAUCUGGUCACAAACUGGGAAUUUCAGAUGUGGCCUGGUCGUCAGAUUCUAACCUUCUUGUUUCUGCCUCAGAUGAUAAAACUCUAAAGAUAUGGGACGUGAGCUCGGGAAAGUGUCUAAAAACCCUGAAGGGACACAGUAACUACGUCUUUUGCUGUAACUUCAACCCUCAGUCCAACCUCAUCGUCUCGGGCUCUUUCGACGAGAGCGUGAGGAUAUGGGACGUGAAGACGGGGAAGUGCCUCAAGACUCUGCCUGCACAUUCGGACCCGGUGUCCGCUGUCCACUUCAAUCGCGAUGGCUCCCUGAUAGUGUCCAGUAGCUAUGACGGGCUCUGUCGGAUCUGGGACACGGCCUCGGGCCAGUGCCUGAAGACGCUCAUCGAUGACGACAACCCCCCCGUGUCCUUUGUGAAGUUCUCUCCGAAUGGCAAGUACAUCCUGGCUGCGACCUUGGACAACACGCUGAAGCUCUGGGACUACAGCAAGGGGAAGUGCCUGAAGACGUACACCGGCCACAAGAACGAGAAGUACUGCAUAUUCGCGAACUUCUCAGUCACCGGCGGGAAGUGGAUCGUGUCUGGUUCGGAGGACAGCCUGGUGUACAUCUGGAACCUUCAGACAAAGGAGGUGGUGCAGAAGCUGCAGGGCCACACAGAUGUCGUGAUCUCGACGGCGUGCCACCCGACAGAGAACAUCAUCGCCUCGGCCGCACUGGAAAACGACAAAACGAUUAAGCUCUGGAAGAGUGACUGCUAGGCCCUCGGCGCCACGGCGGGCUCUCAGGAAGGUGACCCGACUGGCCAGGAGCGCCGUGUCUGGGGGUUUCCCCCUGGCCUGGGCGUCUGCGAGGGGCCUGGACUGGAGCCGCCUCGAGGGGGGCGUGCUACCACCACCGAGUUCCGAAGGUGACAUUUCUCGCCAGUCCCUCUCACACCGUCUGGGGAAGAGUUCGUAGUCUGUAUUAUGUCCAAACAGUCAACGAAAGUUUUAAUUUUUUAUUACAAAAGGGUGAAGUUCAAUUUUCAUGAGUUGUGUUUUUUUCCAGUAAAUGUUCUAUACUGUU
Molecule: messenger RNA, 1920 nt
Organism: Pteropus alecto (black flying fox)
Lineage: Eukaryota; Metazoa; Chordata; Mammalia; Chiroptera; Pteropodidae
Gene: WDR5
Product: WD repeat domain 5
Exons: 14
Coding region: 609-1613 (334 amino acids)
Cellular component (GO): Set1C/COMPASS complex
Molecular function (GO): histone binding
Source: RefSeq, a predicted model, not a curated record